GUGACAGUUUGACAGUUCCGCAGUGUUUCGUAUCAUUGUAACUGGGUGCAGUGAUAUGAGUGAUUCACUCUAACUUAUCAGUAUUUAAAAUAGUUAUUCACAUGAAUAACUAACGUUGUGUUCUUUUUUAUUUUGUGUUUUUGUUUUAAAAGUUGUGUUUACCGGCAGGAUGUUGGGAAUGUUUAUGUACAUGCUAGAAGCGCGGAAGGAGUUGCUGGUGGGCCUGUCAUUAUCUGUAUUGUACAUAACCUAUUAUCUAGUGGAAGUAGUCAAGAGGCCAUUACUAGUUUGUGGUCCGGGAGCUCUACGGACACUGCUCGAGCGAGAUGUGCCGCUGCUACAGACACCGUACUGGCCAACCCCUUGGUGUGUGGAGGCGCGCCUGCAGACUGUCCUCGGCUCCAUACUGCGUUCCUUGUUACUGCCCCACGCCCGGUAUCGCCGUGAGGUCUUACGGCUAGCAGACGGCGGGCAAGUGGCCCUAGACUGGCUAGAGAACUCGGCAGGCCCCGGCGCACCGAUACUGCUCGUGCUGCCGGGGCUGACGGGCGGGUCGCAGGCGGACUACGUGCGCGCGCUGUGCGCCGCCGCGCAGCAGCUCGGGGCGCGGGCCGUCGUGUUCCAUUACAGGGGGCUGGGCGGGAUCAAGCUCACGACACCACGCCUCUACUGCGCCGUGAGCCACGAAGACUUGGCCGAAGUCGUAGAAGCGGUGUCCGAACGGGCCGGCGAUGCGCCAGUACUAGCCGUCGGCGUGUCCUUGGGAGGACUUAUACUAGGACAGUACUUGGCCGCGGCGGGCGACCAGGCCAGAGUACACGCGGCGUUGGUUGUGUCUUCACCGCUGGACGUUGAGCGAGGCUCAGAAUGUAUGGAGCGCGGCCUAAACGCCCUCCUGUCCCGGCACAUGGCUCGCAACCUCCGCCGCACCGUGUGCUCCCACUCCCUAGUAACCGCCGGGUCCGACGAACACGCGCGGGUAGAGAACGCCACAUCGGUCCGGGCGUUCGACGCGGCGUUCACGACGCGCCAUUUUGGAUUCGGGAGCGUCGAGGCGUAUUAUCGCGCGGCUACGCUCAGGGAUAAAUUAGGAGCGGUUAGGGUGCCGCUGCUGUGUUUAUGCGCUGCUGAUGAUCCUUUUCAGCCGCUCGAAGUCCUCCCGCUAGCCGAAGUCGCCGCCUCCAAGGCCGUAGCCUUAGCCGUCCCCGCGCGGGGCGGCCACAUCGGCUUCUUAGAGGGCUGGUGGCCGGCAGGCCAGGACCAGUACAUGGCGCGCGUCGCCUUCCAAUACUUCUCCGCUUUACUCCGUAACCCCGACUUGCUUCACUCUCCCCCUAAGGUACAAGUACAAACGCAGACUGAAAAGAUUGAAACUCCUGAAAAGCAGGAAGAGAUGGAAAAGCAGGAUAAGGUAGCCUGCUGACUGUAGGGGUAUUUGACAGUAUUAAGUACAAAGGCCGCUUCGGUAUUUUAGGCAUGGAACGGUUUUCUAAAAU
Cydia amplana is the source of this 1496-nucleotide messenger RNA. It is a transcript of the gene Hydr1, whose product is annotated as protein ABHD1. Gene Ontology annotation, biological process: medium-chain fatty acid biosynthetic process; medium-chain fatty acid catabolic process. Gene Ontology annotation, molecular function: acetylesterase activity; monoacylglycerol lipase activity. The record is from RefSeq and is a predicted model, not a curated record. Lineage: Eukaryota; Metazoa; Arthropoda; Insecta; Lepidoptera; Tortricidae. The transcript has 6 exons. The coding region runs from base 170 to 1423 and encodes 417 amino acids.